AUGAGCGCACACGAUUUCGUCAAUGGCUGGCAAGGUUCUCUCCGGCUGCCUGCCGCCAGCGAGCCCACAGCUCCGCGAUCUCCGUCGCUGGCAGCAACAGCACGCGACGGUAUCGUCGUCUUCUCGGGCGGCAGCGCAGCCAACAGUCUGGUCGAUGUAUUCAAUGCCAUUCGAGAACCCAAAGGGUGCGCACUCAGCUAUGUCAUACCAAUAUCCGACAAUGGCGGUUCUUCCAGCGAGCUCAUCCGCGUCUUCGGAGGGCCAGGUACGUUCAUGCGGCACUUCUAUCCGACACUCCCAUACAGAAGUAGAUAGUCUUACUGAUUUGCAUUCUUAGGCAUCGGCGAUGUGCGUUCUCGGCUCGUCCGUUUGAUUCCUGACGACAGCCAGGAGGCCAAAGCGGUCAGGCAUUUCUUCAACCACCGCCUCCCCAAGUCCUACGCGCCUGCUAGAGCAGAAUGGCAAGAUAUCGUCGAGUCCACCCAUUCUUUAUGGGAGGGCAUCUCUUUGCCGAAGAGAGAGCUCAUUCGGAGCUUUCUGAACUCCAUGAAUCUGGAGAUUGUCAAGCGACUCAGGCCAACAAGCAGAUUCGACUUCUCCGGUGCAAGUAUAGGGAACCUCUUUCUAACCGGGUGAGUGUGAUAGCAGGACAGCAGACAGGCAUGCGAUUCUAAAAAUGUGACCAGUGCGAGACUGUUCACGGGCAGCUUCGAGGCCGCCAUACAUCUCGUCUCGAGCAUCUGCGGCGUCCCUCCAUGGGCAUCCGUUCUGCCUGCGUUGAACACUAACUUCGCCCAUCAUAUCGCUGCUGGCCUCACCGAUGGUACUGUAAUACUUGGACAGAACAAUAUCAGCCAUCCAAGUGCACCAGCUGCUUCUGUCAAUCACGUCCCAGGCGAAGCCACUUCCCUGACUGAAUUGCUGAAAGCAGAAACCGAGGAGCAGGAUAGGGUCGAAGACGCCAACAUGCCAGGCACUCUGCCGACUUUGCGGAAGCCAGCGAUAGCCUUCUCCAAGGAAGACGAAGAAGAGCUCCCUUCGAGAAUCGACCGUCUGUGGUACAUCAACCCUUAUGGCCAGGAGAUCUUCAUCCCAGCGAACCCACGAGCACUUGAGGCAAUCGGAAAGGCAUCCUGCCUCAUCUACAGUAUUGGCUCAUUGUUCACUUCAAUCAUCCCAUCGCUGGUCCUCAAGGGCGUUGGCGCGGCGGUUGCCUCUCCUUUGAUCACCAGCAAAGUGCUCAUACUAAACGGUACUCUGGAUCGAGAGACGGGUCCUUCGUCCAAUCCUUACACAGCCCUGGAUUUUGUCGCAGCCAUCGCGAACGCAUGUCGUGAGUCGCAAGGUCUACCAAGAUCCGAACCACAAGACUACUGGCAGUACGUUACUCAUGUCGUCUAUCUGGAUGGACCUAGUAGUCCCAAGCUUGACAAAGAUGUCUUCAAUCAGAUUGGCAUUGAGUCACUCCGGGUCUACGGACCAAAAGAUACCAACGGCAAAGGGGGACGAUACGAUGCUAAAGCACUCCUCCAAGCACUGGAGGCCGUGAUUGGGAGGAAAGAUCCAAGAGGCAUCUCCAGACGUAACACACUGGUGGGCUGA
This is a messenger RNA of Lecanosticta acicola, 1602 nucleotides long. The record is from the annotation of a GenBank genome assembly. NCBI's taxonomy places the organism in Eukaryota, Fungi, Ascomycota, Dothideomycetes, Mycosphaerellales, Mycosphaerellaceae.